This is a messenger RNA of Frankliniella occidentalis (western flower thrips), 632 nucleotides long. RefSeq names its product 39S ribosomal protein L52, mitochondrial (gene mRpL52). The transcript has 4 exons. The record is from RefSeq and is a predicted model, not a curated record. Gene Ontology annotation, biological process: mitochondrial translation. The coding region runs from base 113 to 532 and encodes 139 amino acids. Lineage: Eukaryota; Metazoa; Arthropoda; Insecta; Thysanoptera; Thripidae. Gene Ontology annotation, cellular component: mitochondrial large ribosomal subunit. Gene Ontology annotation, molecular function: structural constituent of ribosome.
UCUAUCUGUAUUCGUCAUAAUUUCAAAUGCAGCGGGGCAUUUGUUCGCCUUCAUUUGUCUCCCGGAAGACUGCUUCAAAUCCGGCUUCAGCUGUCUGCUGUGUGUUUCCACAAUGUCUAACUUAUUUGUCAAAGUUUUUCCUUCUUACGGUUCUAGUUUUAGCCUCCUCCGACUGUAUUCUUCCAAACCUAAACCGUACAUUUACCGUAAACCUGCUAAAUUUUACACUCCACAUGACGUCUUUCGACAGAAACUUGGUUUAACAAAAUGGUUGAAUCAGACCAAAGAACUUCAAGAAUAUUCAGACUAUUCUUUUCAGGAUGGAAGACCAACUCCAGUUACACCUGGUCAACUUAAAAAGAUUCAACGACAACAAGCUUUAGCGGCUGCUGCGGUUCUUCAUUUGAAAGAAAUUAAAUUUAUUCUUGAUAGAGAAACUCAUAAUAAGCAAAGUGCUAGUACCGAGCGUCAACAAAUAAUUGAAGGCAAAUUAAAACCCAAGGGGGACAAACUCUUGAAAAAGAAUGCUUGAGUAUAGCCCUUUAAUUUAAUCAGCUUAUAUAUUAUUGCAAAAGCUUUAACUUUGUAAAUAAAUAAAUAAAUAAAUAGGAUGGGAGCAAAGACAUACUGAA